Messenger RNA from Cottoperca gobio, 8897 nucleotides. It is a transcript of the gene myh10, whose product is annotated as myosin, heavy chain 10, non-muscle. Gene Ontology annotation, molecular function: ATP binding; actin filament binding; microfilament motor activity. Bases 191 to 6250 code for a protein of 2019 amino acids. Lineage: Eukaryota; Metazoa; Chordata; Actinopteri; Perciformes; Bovichtidae. The record is from RefSeq and is a predicted model, not a curated record. The transcript has 46 exons. Gene Ontology annotation, cellular component: myosin II complex; myosin filament; cytoplasm. Gene Ontology annotation, biological process: regulation of cell shape; actomyosin structure organization; mitotic cytokinesis.
UUCGGUUGAGAGGGUGCUGGAUGGUGGGGGAGUACCACUGAUGAGAGAGCGGGCGAAAGAAGGGACUAUUUUAGCACGCUUUGGAGGACUAUUACGUUUAUCUUCUGGAUACUGCUAAACACCUGGGCAGGGUUUCUUCAUCUACUGUGUCUGGUGGCGCACCGUGUUCUGCUCUUGGUUUGCAGCGGAAAUGUCACAGAGGAGUGGUCAGGAGGACCCGGAGCGGUACCUCUUUGUGGACCGCGCCGUGGUCUACAACCCGGCCGCGCAGGCUGACUGGACGGCCAAGAGGCUAGUAUGGAUCCCAUCAGAACGCAACGGCUUCGAGGCUGCCAGCGUUCGUGAGGAGCGUGGAGAUGAAGUGGUGGUAGAGUUGGCAGAGAAUGGGAAGAAGGCGGUGGUCAACAAGGAUGACAUCCAGAAGAUGAACCCGCCAAAGUUCAGCAAAGUAGAGGACAUGGCCGAACUCACCUGCCUGAACGAAGCCUCCGUGCUUCACAACCUCAAAGACCGCUACUACUCCGGCCUCAUCUAUACAUACUCUGGUCUCUUCUGUGUGGUCAUAAAUCCCUACAAAUACCUGCCCAUCUACUCGGACAACAUCAUUGAGAUGUACAGGGGCAAAAAGAGGCACGAAAUGCCCCCUCACAUCUUCGCCAUCUCAGAGUCUGCUUACAGAUGCAUGCUACAAGAUCGAGAGGACCAAUCCAUUCUUUGCACAGGUGAGUCAGGAGCUGGCAAGACGGAAAACACAAAAAAGGUCAUCCAGUACCUGGCACAUGUUGCCUCCUCCCACAAAGGAAAAAAAGACCACAACGUGCCUCCAGAAUCACCCAAACCAGUGAAACAACAGGAACAAAAUGCAGUUAGUGGAUCCCUGUUUUAUGGUGAAUUGGAACGUCAGCUUUUACAAGCCAACCCCAUCCUUGAAGCUUUUGGGAACGCUAAGACGGUGAAAAAUGACAACUCGUCACGUUUUGGGAAAUUCAUCCGGAUCAACUUUGAUGUCACCGGAUACAUUGUUGGAGCCAACAUUGAAACCUACUUACUGGAGAAAUCCAGAGCUAUUCGUCAAGCCAAAGAUGAGCGCACCUUCCACGUUUUCUACCAGCUGCUAUCUGGAGCUGGAGAGCACCUCAAAUCGGACCUGCUUUUGGAAGGAUUCAACAACUACCGUUUCUUGUCUAACGGUAACAUCCCAAUCCCGGGCCAGCAGGACAAAGACAACUUCCAGGAAACCAUGGAGGCCAUGCACAUCAUGAGCUUCUGCCAUGAGGAGAUUCUGGCCAUGUUGAAGGUGGUGUCCUCGGUGCUUCAGUUUGGUAACAUUUCCUUUAAGAAGGAGAGGAACUCUGACCAAGCCUCCAUGCCUGAUAACACCGCCGCCCAGAAGCUGUGUCAUCUGCUGGGUAUGAAUGUAAUGGAGUUUACCAGAGCCAUCCUGUCCCCGAGGAUCAAAGUGGGAAGAGACUACGUCCAGAAAGCGCAGACUAAAGAGCAGGCUGACUUUGCUGUUGAGGCCUUGGCUAAAGCGACAUAUGAGCGUCUGUUCCGCUGGCUGGUCCAUCGCAUUAACAAAGCUCUGGACAGAACCAAACGUCAGGGUGCCUCCUUCAUCGGCAUCCUGGACAUUGCGGGUUUUGAGAUUUUUCAGCUGAACUCAUUUGAGCAGAUGUGUAUCAACUACACCAACGAGAAGCUGCAGCAGCUCUUCAACCACACCAUGUUCAUCCUGGAGCAGGAGGAGUACCAGCGGGAGGGCAUCGAGUGGAGCUUCAUCGACUUCGGCCUCGACCUGCAGCCCUGCAUCGACCUCAUUGAGAGGCCGGCAAACCCUCCAGGAGUGUUGGCUCUGCUGGAUGAAGAGUGCUGGUUCCCCAAGGCCACGGACAAAACCUUUAUAGAAAAGCUGACCCAGGAGCAGGGCACACACACCAAGUUCCAGAAGCCCCGCCAGCUCAAAGAUAAGGCCGACUUCUGCAUCAUCCACUACGCUGGCAAAGUGGACUAUAAGGCAGAUGAGUGGCUGAUGAAGAACAUGGACCCCCUGAAUGACAAUGUGGCCACACUUCUGCAUCAGUCAACUGACAAAUUUGUGGGUGAACUUUGGAAAGAUGAGAUUCAGACCAUUCAAAGGGAUUCAUUCUAUGACAAUGUCACUAGUCUGGAUGACCCGGCAGUCGACCGUAUCGUGGGCCUGGACCAGGUGGCAGGGAUGAACGAGACGGCUUUUGGCGCCACCUACAAAACGAAAAAGGGAAUGUUUCGUACGGUGGGACAGCUCUACAAGGAGUCGCUCACCAAGCUCAUGGCCACACUGAGGAACACCAACCCCAACUUCGUCCGCUGCAUCAUCCCCAACCAUGAAAAAAGAGCUGGUAAACUGGAGCCUCACCUGGUUCUGGACCAGCUGAGGUGUAAUGGAGUCCUAGAGGGGAUUCGUAUCUGCAGACAGGGCUUCCCCAACCGCAUCGUCUUCCAGGAGUUCAGACAGAGAUAUGAGAUCCUGACACCUAACGCUAUCCCCAAGGGAUUCAUGGAUGGGAAACAAGCCUGUGAGAGAAUGAUCCGAGCCUUGGAGCUGGACCCCAACCUGUUCCGUAUUGGUCAGAGUAAGAUCUUCUUCAGGACCGGUGUCCUGGCUCACCUGGAGGAGGAGAGAGAUCUGAAGAUCACCGACAUCAUCAUCUACUUCCAGUCUGUUUGCCGUGGAUACUUGGCACGCAAGGCCUUUGCUAAGAAGCAGCAGCAGCUGAGUGCCCUGAAGGUCCUCCAGAGGAACUGUGCUGCGUAUUUGAAGCUGCGACACUGGCAGUGGUGGAGGCUCUUCACCAAGGUCAAGCCUUUGCUGCAGGUCACCAGGCAGGAGGAGGAGAUGCAAGCCAAAGAUGAGGAGCUGGUAAAGGUGAAGGAGAACCACCUCAAGGUGGAGAAUGAGCUCGUGGAGAUGGAGAGGAAACACCAACAGCUCGUAGAGGAGAAGAAUAUUCUAGCAGAACAGCUCCACGCGGAGACAGAACUCUUUGCUGAGGCCGAAGAGAUGAGAGUUCGUCUGCUUUCUAGGAAGCAAGAGUUGGAGGAGAUCCUUCAUGACCUAGAGUCGAGGGUGGAGGAGGAGGAAGAGAGGAACCAGAGCAUGCAGAAUGAGAAGAAGAAGAUGCAGUCACACAUCCAGGACCUGGAGGAGCAGCUCGAUGAAGAGGAAGCUGCAAGACAGAAGCUGCAGCUGGAUAAAGUGACAGCCGAGGCGAAGAUCAAGAAAAUGGAGGAGGACAUUCUCCUGCUGGAGGACCACAACUCCAAGUUCCUCAAGGAGAAAAAGCUGCUGGAGGACCGGAUCGGAGAGAUGACCUCCCACCUGACAGAGGAGGAGGAGAAAGCAAAGAACCUCGGCAAGGUCAAGAACAAGCAGGAGAUGAUGAUGGUGGACCUGGAGGAGCGUUUAAAGAAGGAGGAGAAAACGCGGCAGGAGCUGGAGAAGGCCAAACGCAAACUGGACGCUGAGACGACUGACCUGCAGGAUCAGAUCGCUGAGCUCCAGGCCCAGAUAGAGGAGCUGAAGAUCCAACUGAGCAAGAAGGAGGAGGAGCUGCAGGCUGCUCUGGCCAGGAGUGAUGAGGAGACCGUCCAGAAGAACAACGCCUUGAAGCAGGUUCGGGAGCUGCAGGCCCACCUAGCUGAGCUUCAGGAGGACCUGGAGUCGGAGAAGAUGUGUCGAAGUAAAGCUGAAAAACUAAAGAGGGACCUGAGUGAGGAGCUGGAGGCCCUGAAGACGGAGCUGGAGGACACGCUGGAUACCACCGCUGCACAGCAGGAGCUCAGGUCCAAGCGAGAGCAAGAAGUGGCAGAGCUGAAGAAAGCCAUAGAUGAAGAGACCAAAAACCACGAUUCUCAGAUCCAGGAAGUGAGACAGAGGCACGGCACAGCGCUGGAAGAACUGUCCGAACAGGUGGAACAGGCCAAGAGGUUCAAGGCCAACCUGGAGAAGAACAAGCAGAGUCUGGAGAGUGAGAACAAAGAGCUGGCCUGUGAUGUGAAAGGUCUGCAGCAGGCAAAGACAGAGUCCGAACAUAAGAGGAAGAAACUGGAGUCCCAGCUGCAGGAGUUUAUGUCCAGGGCUACCGAGGUAGAGAGGACCAAGGGAGAGCUGGCCGAACGCUCACACAAACUCCAGACGGAGCUGGAGAAUGCGUCCACUUUGCUGGAGGAGUCAGAGAAGAAGAGCAUCAAACUGGCCAAGGAGGUCGACAAACUGAUCAGUAAACUGCAAGACUCAGAGGAGUUGCGGCAGGAGGAGACGCGUCAGAAGCUGAACCUGAGCGGCCAAAUCCGCCAGCUGGAGGUGGAAAAGAACACGUUGCUGGAGCAGCAGGAGGAGGAUGAGGAGGCACGACGCAACCUGGAGAAACAGCUGCAGACGGUGCACGCUCAGCUGUUUGAGACAAAGAAGAAGCUUGAUGAAGACGUGGGGUCGAUGGAGGGCCUGGAGGAGGUGAAGAGAAAACUCCAGAAGGACAUGGAGCUGACCAGCCAGCGUCUGGAGGAGAAGACCAUGGCCAUGGACAAGAUGGAGAAGACCAAGAACCGCCUGCAGCAGGAGCUGGACGACCUGAUGGUGGACCUGGACCACCAGAGACAGAUCGUCUCCAACCUUGAGAAAAAACAAAAAAAGUUCGACCAGCUGCUUGCUGAAGAGAAGACCAUCUCGGCUCGUUACGCUGAGGAGCGUGACCGUGCGGAGGCAGAGGCCAGAGAGAAGGAUACCAAGGCUCUGUCUAUGGCACGUGCUCUGGAGGAGGCCUUGGAGGCCAAGGAGGAACUGGAGAAGUUUAAUAAGCAGCUCCGUGCUGAAAUGGAGGACCUGAUGAGCUCCAAGGAUGAUGUGGGGAAGAAUGUCCAUGAACUGGAGAAGUCCAAGCGAACGCUGGAGCAACAGGUGGAGGAGAUGAGAACUCAGCUGGAGGAGCUGGAGGAUGAGCUUCAGGCCACAGAGGACGCCAAACUGCGUCUGGAGGUCAACAUGCAGGCCAUGAAGGCCCAGUUUGACCGAGACCUGCAGGCCAGAGACGAGCAGGGAGAGGAGAAGAAGAGGUCGCUUGUCAAACAGGUGCGUGAGAUGGAGGCAGAGUUGGAGGACGAGAGGAAGCAGAGAACUCUGGCUGUUGCUGCCAAGAAGAAGCUGGAGAUGGACCUGAACGAGCUGGAGGGGCAGAUCGAAGCUGCCAACAAAGGCAGGGAAGAGGCUGUUAAACAACUCAAAAAACUACAGGUUCAGUUGAAGGACUAUCAGAGGGAGCUGGAGGAGGCCAGAGCCUCCAGGGACGAGAUCUUCACCCAGUCCAAGGAGAACGAGAAGAAACUCAAGGGCCUAGAAGCUGAAAUCCUGCAGCUACAGGAGGACCACGCAGCGUCUGAGAGGGCCCGCCGACAUGCUGAACAGGAGCGGGAUGAGCUGGCUGAUGAGAUCUCCAACAGUGCUUCUGGAAAGUCAUCGCUGCUGGAAGAGAAGAGGAGGAUGGAGGCUCGUAUCGCCCAGCUGGAGGAGGAGCUAGAGGAGGAGCAGGGCAACAUGGAGCUGCUCAACGACCGUUUUAGAAAGACCAACAUCCAGGUCGACAACCUGAACACUGAGUUGGCCGGAGAACGCAGCACUGCACAGAAGAGUGAGAACGCUCGACAACAGAUGGAGCGGCAGAACAAGGAUUUGAAAGCCAAGCUGGCAGAGCUGGAGGGGACUGUCAAGUUAAAGUUUAAGGCGUCCAUCACUGCCCUGGAGGCCAAGAUCCUGCAGCUGGAGGAGCAGCUGGAGCAGGAAGCAAAGGAGAGAGCAGCUGCCAAUAAAAUUGUCCGUCGUACGGAGAAGAAACUGAAGGAGGUGAUGAUGCAGGUGGAGGAUGAGCGUCGUCAUGCCGACCAGUACAAGGAGCAGAUGGAGAAAGCCAACUCACGCAUGAAGCAGCUGAAGCGUCAGCUGGAGGAGGCGGAGGAGGAGGCCACCCGGGCCAACGCCACCCGCCGGAAGCUGCAGAGGGAGCUGGACGACGCCACCGAGGCCAGCGAGGGUCUCACACGGGAGGUCAACUCCCUCAAGAACCGCCUCAGGCGUGGCGGUCCGGUCAGCAGCUUCUCUUCCAGCCGCUCGGGCCGCCGCAACCUCAACCUGGACGGUGCCUCCGUCGACAUUUCAGACGACGACGCCGACAGCCGUGCCGGAGACUUCAACGAGACGCAAACCGCCAACGCCGAGUAAACACACGGACCCUCUCAUUCCCCGCUUUUCCUCUCGUCACUACCCACCUCACCUCCACCUCACCACCUGUGUGUAACCUGCGCCCAGUUUUUCCCCAAAUGAUCCUCGGCAUCACCAUCGUCUUUACUCAUUUCAAACCACUGACUGCACAGAAGGUUGGAGCGAUUAGCUGUUUUUGGUAAUGCUGGGCGGAGUGCGCCUGGCAGCCCUUUUUGUAUCAGUCAACACUGCAGGGGACAUCCACCGCCCUCCCCUGACGUCAAGCCUCCAGUCCUGGAGAGUCACAGGGGCAAACGGACAACUCUGCCUUACUCUGUCCUCCUCCGGCAAGCUGCUAGUCCUGGCUCGUCUCUCGGCCACGUAUCAUCUCAGCGUCAUGACGUAACACUCUCCCCAUCAUCAGGCGUGAAGUUAUCUGCUUACUGAGAAAGUGUAGGUGCAAAGUGCUUUUUAUACAUUUGAAACUGUAGGUGGAGGCUGUGAAGUGUCCACGCAUCAAGUAUGUAACGUAUGUGAACGCACUCCGUACAGGACAUGUAGGACUUUCAAGGAAGCGUGUUUCACUCUCGUGUUAUAAGUGUUCUGCUCACUAGUUGUGUAAAAGCCAUCUCAUCCCCUGACACCCUCCUCUAAACCAAGGUCACUGUGGCCUUCGGACCGCCACGCCGCCUGCUUUUGUUGCAUGAGUUUCCCUCUGAUGUACAGACAGCGUCUACACUACACCACUACAGGAACGACCAACAUCUCGGGACUUGCAAUAGAAGAAAAACGCCGACUCUGAAUUUAAAGUGUUUUACUGUGAAGAAGAAAAAGAAAGGGGUAUUUUAUUUUCUCUGUUGCUUCAUCUCAACAUUUAACGAAGGAAUGUCUCGCUGGGUUUUAACUAGAAGUCUCUCAAGGUUAACACGUUUUGUAUUUUACUCUACUGUAGGUUGGCGUGAGCUGCGAAUGAUGCUGGAAAAUGCACAGCAAGAUAUUUAACAUUUUAACUGGAAACCAACGGGGGGAGGGCUCUUACUGGAAGCACUAAUGUGGCGCUUAGUCCAUGUUUUCAAUGUGACACUAAAUGGUUAAAUGUAGUUUGAUUAGAAAUGCAGACAGAUUGAAAAUAGUCAUCUUCUCACUACAUCUGUGUUUGUGCCGAGCCCCAGUUUGUAUUAUCACUAAAUUCGAGUCACAGAGCUGAAGCAUACAUUUUUCUGACAAGUUAUUACUAUAUGAGAAUGUGAAUUUCCUUUUAGACUCCUAGCCAUCUGGAUGGGGGGGGGGGGGGGACUACAAAAUAAAAUUUUAAACACGUUUCCCAAGUUACAACUCUAUUUCCUAAUUCAUAAUGGCAACAAAAAAGAAAAUGUCAUAUUUGUUCAUAUUCAUGCCACAUUUGAAUUGUUUUAUAUUGUCAUACAAAUUAAAAGCAUUUUAAAAUUGUCCUUGUGAAGUACAAGACAAAGCAUUGGAGACUUCUGGAUAGAAAAUUGGGAAACUUUUUAAGAAUCAAUCAAAAACAAUGUCGGCACAAGAUCCACGAGCUGCUGCCAUUUGGAUCGAGUCCAUCAUGAAUCCCACAAAGUUACAGGAGUUAUUCCGCUGAUUUAGGACUUCUCAUCCACGCUGGCUGAAAAGUUAAAAACAAAACAUUUAUUCAUCCAGACAGAAGUGUUUUUAAUAUUUUAAAAAUACCUUCAGUAAGCGUUAUAUUGUUCUGUAUUAACUCUUCAGGGAAACUCUCCGCACUGUGUCUUAAAUGUAACAUGAUACUGAACACACUGCGGCUGGUUUGUGCCGUGGCUUUGUGAGUUGACACCUGACUCUGCAGACUCCUGACACACCUGAUAAAUUAAGCACUUAGUAUUCACAGGUGACUGUUGUCUGAAAAUAAGGUUUUGUUCUCUACUUGCAAUUUUACCCCAACUUCCUUUAACAGUGUUUUUAGCAAAGUGAUGUAAGGCUCUGCUUUAAAGCACUACAGUGUGAACACUACAUGCCGGGGUGCCCAUAUCCAUCCAUCAACUGUUCUUUAGUUUCUUUAUCAUGGAUCUGCAGAUUAGGAUGGUUGUCUACAGCGGACUUCUUUGCCCUUCCCCUUAAUGUUAACACUAUGUUUCUUUAGAAGUGCCUUGGACACUAAAUAAGAACAUAAGCAGGCAAUGAUUUCAUUACAGAUGUGAAGCUAUAACAGGUACACCAAGGAGAUAUUCAACAAUUACACUUUUUUUUCUUUCGUUUGUAUUUUUGCUUUGCUUCAUAUCAUAUCCGCUGUGUACUUCCUCAUAAUAACCUCCUAGCUAGAGUGUUUGGGUCAAAAUCAGUAUUACCGUAUCAUUAACUACAUGAGCAGCGGCGGAAGUUCUCAAAAGAUCUAGACUAAGAUUUUAACAGUAACUCACAGGUGAAGGCUUAGUACUGAAGUCAUUUUGGGAAACGACGCUCUGCACAGGAUUUUAUUUGGUUGGAAGCUUUAACAUCCACAAGUAGUUAACUCGUUUUUAUUGUAUUAUUAUUAUCCAGCUGGCAGUUGACAACCAGGCAUUCAACUGCAAACACUCCCAUCAUUUUAUUUCUUGUAUACCUGUAUUUCUAGACAGUCAUUUUUUUGUUUUGUUUGUUUUUGUAAAAGGAAAAUAAAGCAUAUUCAUUGUAGCUCUGA